CAGGCGCCGACGCAGAUGCGUCACCGCGCGAGCGCCCUCCGCCUAGCGGCCUCCUUUCUCAACCUGCUGAGGGAGGAGGAGGAGGAGGCGGCGCGCGAGACCGGGAGGGGGCGGAGGAGGUGGAAGAGAGCCGUCGCGCAUGCGCAGUGCGCUCUCUCCCCUCAGCGGCCGACUGUGCAGGAGGAGGAGGAGGAGGAGGAGGAAGAGCAGGGUGGCGGCGGCGGCGAGAGCAGCGAGAAGCUUCUCGGAAGGUCGGCUGGCAGGAGGCUCCUUCCGCCCCGUCCUCUCUCUCUCCCGGUUGGGCGCGUGCGGCCGCCGCCCCCUCUCCUCCUCCUGUCAGCGGCGGGGGGUCGCCGCCUCCCCUUCAGUGCGGUGCGCGCGCGCUGGGCCUCCCCCUUCGCCUCAGCAGCAGCUGCAACCGCCUCCUCCUCGUCCUCCUGCGCUCGCCUGGCUCACUCUUUCCCCGCCGCGAUGCCGGAGAAGCGGCCCUUCGAGCGGCUGCCGGCUGAGGUGCGCCCCAUCAACUACGGGCUGUGCCUCAAGCCGGACUUGAUCGACUUCACUUUCGAGGGGAAGCUGGAGGCCGCCGUUGAGGUGGGGCAAGCAACCAAUCAGAUUGUGAUGAAUUGCGCUGACAUCGACAUUAUUACAGCUUCCUAUGCACCAGAGGGAGAUGAAGAAAUCCACGCUACAGGAUUCAACUAUCAAAACGAAGAUGAGAAGGUGACACUUUCCUUCCCCAGCACACUUCAAACAGGGAUGGGGACGUUAAAGAUAGAUUUUGUUGGAGAGCUCAACGAUAAAAUGAAAGGCUUCUAUCGAAGUAAAUACACCACCCCUUCUGGAGAUAGCCGUUUUGCUGCUGUUACUCAGUUUGAGGCUACUGAUGCUCGUCGAGCCUUCCCUUGCUGGGAUGAGCCCGCCAUCAAGGCAACAUUUGAUAUCUCAUUGGUGGUUCCUAAAGACAGGGUAGCUUUGUCCAAUAUGAACGUCACUGAACGGAGGCCCUACCCUGAUGAUGAAAACCUGGUGGAAGUGAAGUUUGCCCGCACCCCUGUGAUGUCCACGUAUCUCGUUGCUUUCGUGGUGGGAGAAUAUGAUUUCGUUGAGACCAGGUCUUCUGAUGGUGUGUUAGUCCGUGUUUACACUCCUGUUGGCAAAGCAGAACAAGGAAAGUUUGCAUUAGAGGUUGCUGCUAAAACUCUGCCUUUCUAUAAGGAUUACUUCAAUGUUCCUUACCCUCUCCCUAAAAUUGAUCUCAUUGCUAUUGCAGACUUUGCAGCUGGUGCCAUGGAGAACUGGGGCCUUGUUACUUAUAGGGAAACUGCACUGCUGAUUGAUCCCAAAAACUCAUGUUCCUCUUCCCGCCAGUGGGUGGCGCUUGUCGUGGGCCAUGAGCUUGCUCACCAGUGGUUUGGAAACCUUGUGACGAUGGAAUGGUGGACCCAUUUGUGGCUGAACGAGGGCUUUGCUUCCUGGAUUGAGUAUCUUUGUGUAGACCACUGCUUUCCAGAAUACGAUAUCUGGACCCAGUUCGUUUCUGCUGAUUAUACACGGGCGCAGGAGCUUGACGCCUUAGACAACAGUCAUCCCAUUGAAGUUAACGUGGGCCACCCGUCUGAAGUAGAUGAAAUAUUUGAUGCAAUUUCUUAUAGCAAAGGCGCAUCGGUCAUUCGAAUGCUGCACAACUACAUUGGGGAUGAGGACUUCCGGAAGGGAAUGCACUUGUAUCUUACCAAGUUCCAGCAUAAGAAUGCAGCUACAGAGGACCUUUGGGAAAGUCUGGAACAUUCUAGUGGUAAACCUAUCGCUGCUGUGAUGAAUACAUGGACCAAGCAAAUGGGUUUUCCUCUUGUUUAUGUGGAGGCAGAGCAGCAAGAAGACGACAAAGUGUUGAAGCUAGUCCAGAAGAAAUUCUGUGCCAGUGGACCAUAUAGUGGGGAGGAUAACCCUGUGUGGAUGGUUCCGAUCAGUAUCUGUACGAGUGAAGAUCCAGCCCACGUCAAAAUGCAAGUGCUGAUGGACAAGCCUGAGUUGACCUUGAUUCUGAAAGAUGUUAAGCCGGAGCACUGGGUGAAGUUAAACCUGGGCACUGUAGGGUUUUACCGUACACAGUACAGCUCUGAGAUGCUGGAGAGUUUGCUUCCAGCCAUCCGUGACCUCUCCUUACCACCUGUGGAUAGGUUGGGUCUGCAAAAUGAUCUCUUUUCUUUGGCCCGAGCUGGAAUUAUUAGCACUGUAGAGGUUCUAAAAGUCAUGGAAGCGUUUGUGAAUGAGCCCAACUAUACCGUGUGGAGCGACCUGAGCUGUAACCUGGGGGUUCUCUCGACUCUCUUGUCCCACACAGACUUCUAUGAGGAGAUCCAGGCAUUUGUCCGUGAUAUCUUUUCGCCCAUAGGAGAGAAGUUGGGCUGGGACCCCAAGCCUGGCGAGGGGCAUCUGGAUGCGCUUCUGAGAGGUUUAGUUUUGGGGAAGCUGGGAAAAGCCGGCCAUAAGGCGACACUGGAAGAAGCAAGGCGCCGGUUUAAGGACCAUGUGGAAGGGAAGCAUAUCCUCUCCGCUGACCUGAGGAGCCCUGUAUAUGUAACUGUUUUGAAGCAUGGCGACAGUACAACCUUAGACACUAUGCUAAAGCUCCACAAGCAAGCGGAUAUGCAGGAAGAGAAGAACCGAAUAGAGCGUGUGCUUGGCAGCAUAUCUCAGCCAGAGUUAAUACAGAAAGUUCUCACUUUUGCACUUUCAGAAGAGGUACGUCCCCAGGAUACGGUAUCUGUCAUUGGUGGAGUAGCCGGAGGGAGCAAGCAGGGCAGAAAAGCUGCUUGGAAAUUCAUCAGAGACAACUGGGAAGAGCUCUACAAUCGUUACCAAGGGGGUUUCUUGAUAUCUAGGCUAAUAAAGCUAUCGGUGGAUGGGUUUGCAAUUGACAAAAUGGCUGCAGAAGUUAAGGCUUUCUUUGAGAGCCACCCAGCUCCAUCGGCCGAGCGCACUAUCCAGCAGUGCUGCGAAAACAUCCUCUUGAAUGCUGCGUGGCUAAAGCGGGAUGCUGAAAAUGUCCACCAGUAUCUCCUGCAGCGAAAGGCCUCGCCCACAGCUGUGUGAGCCCACCCCUCAUCUCCCCCACCCCCCUACCCGGGCAUCCCAGCCGCUGCGGCCCGACUGCCUCGGCGUGAGGAAGAGGAGCUGCUAACCCGACAGCUGAAUAAUACGCCAAGGAAAAUUGGAGUCUUUUCUCAAACCAAUGGGGAUUGGACAAUGAAUGUAGUUAACUGGUUCCUGCUCACACUCCAGAACUAAAUUCUAUUUAAAAAAGAAAAGAAAAAGAAAUUAUCAGCAAUUCAGCAAGAAAACAAACCACCCUGUAAAUAUAAUAGUAAUAAAAAUAGAGCGUAACAAAACUGUGAAAAUUCCUUAAGCCUUGUCAGUGGUUAAAAUAUUUAACACCCUCCCUCCCCCUUACAUUUACUGACGAAUGAUUUCUUAUUUUAUCAUUCCCUUCUCCUUUUCUUUCCUAUUAAAAACAAUGCAAGGAAGCCAGAGGUUUCUACAGUCAGAUGAAUUCUAUGGCAAGUUGAGGGCAGGAAUGGGUUGACGCCUCUGAGCCCAUCAGAGAGCGCACUGCCAGACGGCAAAAGCACGCAACACUUUGUGUGGAAUGGUUUGAUUAUGAAAGACCAUGUGGCAUACCUGGCGCAUCAUGCUGCAUUGGGAGGUUUUUCAGGGAGGCCUCCCUUAAUCUUGGUUCAGAUUUGAAGGCUUGUAAGAAUCCUGACCUCUGUUUCUGUUCCUUUGUCUCAUUAUCUCUUUGUGGGGUGUGGGAAAUAAAAUGUCCGUGUUUUUCUUCUCUCCUCCCUCCCCCGUUUUGAUUUCAUUUGCUGAUGUCCUCCUUCGAGAUGAUAAAACGAACAUGUAUGGAAACAUCUUUCACAGCCACAAUACAAAAAGAGAGCAGAAUUCAUGCCGCCCUUUUCGUACGCCCUCUAUUUAAAUGGUACCUUCUCAUUGCAUGCAAAUACAAUGCUGUGACUGGAUCCGUCCCUCUUGGGCCACCACAGGGCACGCCUCCUUCGUGCAUAACACUGUAGUUUGUCUGAGAAACUCACCCCGUUCCAAAUCAAAACACUGCCCUGAAUUCCUUGUGAUUGCCGCUUUCCACCCUACCCCCACCUCCCCUCUCGGUGAUGUUUGAUGGUAAUUUGAUUCAGAAGCCUUAAACCUGUGCUAGCUGGCAUGAUGAAAUUCUAAAUUGUGUGCCAUCAGUUGCUUACCAGAGUAGCAUGUUCCUGCUCACCAGACGUCAGACCCAACACCACCACUCCCACAAAACGUUUACAUUUCCCUUUUUUAAAAUACCUUUUUACAAAGAAAUUCAUACUUGGUGUGGCUUUAACUGUUAUUUCGGAAGGUCAUCAGAGAACUAACUGUCAAACUGCUUCCCUGAAAACACAUUUUUUUUGUGCUAUUGUUUUAAAAGAAAAACAAAAGGAAAAAAAUUCAAGCAAGUUGGCGUUAAUAAAAAGGAAAGUCAAUGUGAA
This is a messenger RNA of Sphaerodactylus townsendi, 4532 nucleotides long. RefSeq names its product aminopeptidase puromycin sensitive (gene NPEPPS). The record is from RefSeq and is a predicted model, not a curated record. Gene Ontology annotation, cellular component: cytoplasm. NCBI's taxonomy places the organism in Eukaryota, Metazoa, Chordata, Lepidosauria, Squamata, Sphaerodactylidae. Gene Ontology annotation, biological process: proteolysis; peptide catabolic process. Gene Ontology annotation, molecular function: zinc ion binding; peptide binding; metalloaminopeptidase activity.